AUGGCUUCGCCUGAUUCAUUCCUGGACAUGGAGCAGCGGAAUCGCCUCCCGACGCUCUUCGAGGUCCUCAGUCGCCGCACUCUGGCUCCAGUUGACCUCUUCUCAUUCUACAUUUACAUGCGCGACCAGCAGCGUUCCGUGGACUACUUGGAUUUUUGGCUCGAUGUCUCGCAACAUAUGUCCUUGUGCCGUCACUAUGUCCGAGAGCUUCGCCGCUCCGUCCUCGUCGCGACCCCCGAUAUGGAAAGAGCCGACAACGAGCGCUCGUCUGCGAUGCUAGAGAAUCUAGAGAACUUGGGCGAUAUUCCGCUGGUGGAGGCUGGGCCUUCCCGCCUGCAUCACAACGAAAAGGACCGCGACGCCGACCACCGCUUGUCUGCUUUCCUGCGCUCUGAGGGCCACAUCUCUUCGCACUCUCCCCAGAACAGCGUCGGCUCUCAGCAGUCUGCUCAGCGGACCCCGUCCAAUGAUCCGCGCCCCAGCACCGGCAACGGCAAUGGCGGCGACUCGAACUCCCCCGGACACACUGUGGGCCGCAAUGAUAUCCGCGCGAGCGCCGAGAAGAUUCUCUACACCUAUCUGCUCCCUGGCUCCGAGCGAGAGAUUAUUCUGCCGGAGACUAUGGUUUCGACCUGUAUUAACCUGAUUGAGGACGACGGCCGUGACGACCCCGAGGUGUUCGACCCCGCGAAGGACUAUGUGUUCCAGGCUAUGGAGCGUGAUGCAUUUCCGGGAUUCUUGCAGGCCAAGGCUCUGGGUAACCUCGUGCCGCUAAGCAUUCUUGCCCGUCUGGCUUUUGCUCUGAUCAGCUUUGGUGGAGGUUUCUGGGGCGCUUUCUAUGUGGUUCUGCGCAACAAGCCUCGGCACAUUCGCUGCUGGGUUAUCCUCCCCUUUGUCGUUGCCUCUUACUUCAUCAUCUCGUACCAGUACAAGAUCGACCCCGUGAUGGCGUUCAUCGGCUACAGCGAAUACACGUUCAUGAACUGGGCACCCAUCCGCGAGCCAUACGUCCGCAAACUCUUGAACAAGCGCGCCGUGGUCACCGCUCUCAUCGCGUUCCUGACCGCCACGGCCCUGAGUAUCUUGUUCAUUUUCGUGCCUGGCACAAUGCUCUGA
Penicillium canariense is the source of this 1116-nucleotide messenger RNA. RefSeq lists its product as uncharacterized. Gene Ontology annotation, biological process: intracellular protein localization. Lineage: Eukaryota; Fungi; Ascomycota; Eurotiomycetes; Eurotiales; Aspergillaceae. The transcript has 2 exons. Gene Ontology annotation, cellular component: plasma membrane. The record is from RefSeq and is a predicted model, not a curated record. Bases 1 to 1116 code for a protein of 371 amino acids.